UAAACUAAACCCCAAUCAAAAUAAAUUAACAAACAUUUCCUCUUUUUUUUCAGCUACUUUCUUUCAUCAAGAAAAGCAGUCAGACUGGAUCGUCAUGUUUUCAAACUUUUCUUCUGAGACUUUGCUGACUCUGUCUUCACUGGGUUUUUCAUCCAUAUAUAUUUAUCCAGCAUUUGUGUUUGGGACUCUUUUCUAUCUGAUUAUUGUUUUUUGCAAUCUGCUGGUAUUAACAACCAUUGCUGUGAGUAAAAAGCUCCAUAAACCUAUGUUUAUUCUGCUGUUUAGUUUACCAGUCAGUGACAUUGUGGGAGCAACAGCUUUUUUUCCUCACCUUGUUUUUAGCAUCUUGACACAGAAUAGACUCAUCUCCUCUGAGGCAUGUAUCACUCAGGCUUUUUUUGUUCAUUUCUACGGCACAGGAAACUUGAUGUUUCUGACUGCGAUGGCGUAUGACAGAUACAUGGCUAUAUGUUCUCCUCUAAAAUACAAUGCAGUUAUGAACUCCCAAAACUUGUUAAGAAUAAUUUGUCUAAUUUGGUUCCUUAAUUUUGCAUUGAUGUUUACCUUGUUUAUGCUUCUAGCCCGCUUUAAAUUUUGCCGCACAAACAUUGCAGAUUGGUACUGUAACAAUCCAUCAUUGCUUAAACUGGUUUGCAGUGACAUCACAUUGAACAACUAUUAUGGGCUUUUUACUAUAAUUCUUGAUAUGGGAGCUCCGCUGAUUUUAAUAUUGUACACGUAUGCGCAGAUCCUGUUCACAUGUGUUAAAACGAAUAAUACAAAUGGCAGGAAAAAAGCCAUUCAGACCUGUAGCACACAUUUAGUUGUUUUUCUUGUCUUACAAGUCAAUACAACCUUCACAUUAAUCUCUCAUCGUUUUGAAAAUGCUUCUCCGUUCCUGAGAAGGGCUUUGGGAGUCUCUGUAUUAAUUUUUCCACCUUUCUUGGACCCGUUAAUAUAUGGUCUGAGAACCAGGGAACUGAGGCAGUGUAUGGUAGUGUUUUUAAAAAGAAACUUUAGCUUCACAAAGUAGUCGUUUUAUUACAGCCAUCCUGAAUGGUGUUUCCAUAAUAAAAUAAAAAUAAAUAAUUAAACAAAUGAAAUGCUUUUUGACCAAAAUUUGUAUUUCAAUAUUUCUAGAAACAGACAUACAUUCAUAAAUAGAUCGGAUUUUGUUAAAAACAGCAUAAUGUGUUUGUUACAAAAUGGUUUGCAGAAAAGAAAGAAAAAAAAAGUGAUUCAAAAUUAUGACGGAACUCUCCCAAUUA
Oryzias latipes (Japanese medaka) is the source of this 1268-nucleotide messenger RNA. RefSeq names its product olfactory receptor 52B2-like. Lineage: Eukaryota; Metazoa; Chordata; Actinopteri; Beloniformes; Adrianichthyidae. Gene Ontology annotation, molecular function: odorant binding; G protein-coupled receptor activity; olfactory receptor activity. Gene Ontology annotation, cellular component: membrane. The record is from RefSeq and is a predicted model, not a curated record. Gene Ontology annotation, biological process: detection of chemical stimulus involved in sensory perception of smell; G protein-coupled receptor signaling pathway.